Aspergillus glaucus CBS 516.65 is the source of this 238-nucleotide messenger RNA. RefSeq lists its product as uncharacterized. The record is from RefSeq and is a predicted model, not a curated record. Lineage: Eukaryota; Fungi; Ascomycota; Eurotiomycetes; Eurotiales; Aspergillaceae. The coding region runs from base 50 to 205 and encodes 51 amino acids. The transcript has a single exon.
CCACAUUUGCACAAUCUCGCUAAAUUAACUACAUUCAGGCUCUCAAGUGAUGUAUAUCUUGCUGAUUCCGAUUUGUAAAUAUCGGUUAUUUACGCCUGUUCUGGUUGUAACAGUGUCAGUUGGCGCUUUUCCAUUAUCCUCCUUACGAUUACGAAGUUCUAGGAAAUGUUUAGGAAUAUUAGAAUCUAGGGGUCGGCACGAAUAACGAAUAUUCGCCGCGAAUAUUCAUAAUUUUAGU